This is a messenger RNA of Arabis nemorensis, 975 nucleotides long. Lineage: Eukaryota; Viridiplantae; Streptophyta; Magnoliopsida; Brassicales; Brassicaceae. The record is from the annotation of a GenBank genome assembly.
AUGAGGCCGAAAAGUUACUCGGUAAGGGACCAGACUCGAGGUAAAAAGACAGAUACCAUACAUCAAUUGUGGCGCACAAAAGGUGAAUGUCCUGAGAACACUAUUCCCAUCAGAAGAACAACAAGAGAUGAUCUUUUAAGAUCAGAUUCCAUCAAAAACUAUGGAAGAAAGAGCCUACCAACUAUUUUUGACCUCGACGAUGAUCAAACGGAGGAACUUCAUGAGCAUGCUUCUGUGUACGUCGACUAUGGUGAAUUCAAAGGCAGCAAGAGCCGUAUAAGUGUAUGGAAACCAAAUGUUUUAAGAACGAGAGAGUUUAGUUUGGCUCAAACAUGGGUCGUCAAUGGACAUUGGGACACCGGUUUGAACACUUUGGAGUCUGGUUGGCAGAUUCUACAUGUCUUGUAUGGUGACAAGAAUCCAAGACUUUUUGCCUAUUGGACGCGUGAUACAUACCAAGAAACCGGCUGCUAUAAUCUGUACUGCCCUGGCUUUGUUCAAGUGAACAGAGAUAUUUCCCUUGGUGCAUCUCUAAACACUAUCUCGACCUACAAUGGUGACCAAUAUGAUUUUCAACUAACAAUCGAGAAGGAACAAAUUACUGGACUUUGGUGGCUCAAGUUUGAGACAUAUCUAGUCGGGUAUUGGCCAAGCUUAAUAGUCCCGAAGCUAGCAAACUCAGCACGAAAGAUCGCAUGGGGAGGUGAAAUUGUGUAUUAUGCUAGAGGCCGUGGGACACACACGCUUACGCAGAUGGGGAGUGGCCAUUUCGCAGAGAAAGGGUUUAAGAAAGCGGCUUAUUUCAAUAGCUUAGAGUACAUUGGUGCAUAUAACUAUCCCAUCACACCCUCUCCAGAAAUUCUUCAAGCUGCCGUGACUCGGCCUGAAUGUUAUAACCUCAAGGUUGGCUCUAGCCAGAGGUGGGGAACUUACUUUUUCUAUGGAGGACCAGGACGUAACCCUCAAUGCCCAUAA